Molecule: messenger RNA, 933 nt
Organism: Acanthosepion pharaonis
Lineage: Eukaryota; Metazoa; Mollusca; Cephalopoda; Sepiida; Sepiidae
Source: the annotation of a GenBank genome assembly
AUGGCAAUCAUCAUACCAUGUUUCUUUCUUUCUUUCUUUCUUUCUUUCUUUCUUUCUAAGCCUGUUCAUCUAUCUAUCUAUCUAUCUAUCUAUCUAUCUAUCUAUCUAUCUAUCUAUCUAAGUGUUGUGCCUGUUCAUCUAUCUAUCUAUCUAUCUAUCUAUCUAUCUAUCUAUCUAUCUAUCUAUCUAUCUAAGCCUGUUCAUCUAUCUAUCUAUCUAUCUAUCUCAGCCUGUUCACCUAUUUAUCUAUCAAUCAAAUUAUUUAUUCUUACCCAUCAUUUUUUCUUUACUUCGACGUUCCUUUCUUUCAUCAUUCUUUCUUUUUACUUCAAAAAUUUAUUCUUUUUCAAUUUUUUUUUCUUUGGUUCUUUCUUUUACAGUGUGAUUCUUUCUUUCUUUCAUUAUGAAAUUCUUUUCACCUUCCUUUUUUCCUUGAUUACCAUUCAUUCAUUCAUUCUUUCUUUUUUUCUUUCUUUCUUUCUUUCUUUCUUUUACUACGAAAUAUCUUUUUCACUUCAUUUUUUCCUUGAUAUUCUCUCUUCCUUUCUUUUACUGCGUGAUUCUUUCUUUUUUUUUCUUCUUCUUUCUUUCUUUCUUACACUGCGUAAUUCUUAUUUCUUUCUUUCACUACGUGAUUCUUUCUUUAUUUCUUCCUUUCUUUCACUCCGGGAUUCUUCCUUUCUUUCUUUCUUACACCGCGUAAUUCUUUCUUUCUUUCUUUCUUUCUUUCUUUCUUUCUUUCUUUCUCCCUUUGUUACACUGCGCGUCUUUGUUUUAUAUGAAAAUGCUUUUUUUUUUAACUUUCUUUUUGCUUUUUUCUUUCUUUCUAUUUCUUUUCCUUUAUUUUUUUUCCCGUUUUUCUUUUCCUUUUUUAACUUUAUUUCUAUUUUCUUAUUUUGCUCCUCUUUCUUUUUUAAUCUUUUUUCGUAUUAG